Molecule: messenger RNA, 4020 nt
Organism: Folsomia candida
Lineage: Eukaryota; Metazoa; Arthropoda; Collembola; Entomobryomorpha; Isotomidae
Gene: Oseg1
Product: intraflagellar transport protein 122 homolog
Exons: 33
Coding region: 213-3887 (1224 amino acids)
Biological process (GO): intraciliary retrograde transport; protein localization to cilium; non-motile cilium assembly
Cellular component (GO): non-motile cilium; intraciliary transport particle A
Molecular function (GO): protein binding
Source: RefSeq, a predicted model, not a curated record
CACAACAUGAUCAUGCAUCCCUAACCUGAUGAUUCUUAAAAUCGGAUUUUUCGGGUUGUACUGAAUUUGAAGGUAUUUAUAAAAAAUCAAGAUUUAUUCUUCAUGAAUACAAACGAAUACCAGUAUCCUGGAGGCAACAUAUACAGCGUCAUUGCUUGUCAAGCACUAUUUCCAUUUCAAAAUAUACACGUCAGUAUAAAGUGUGCUAAGCCAUGAGAACUUCAACUCUUUGGACGGAGAAAAUAACUGGGGAGAAUGGAGACAGCUGCGUAUAUGAUGCAUGCUUUUCUCCGGAUGGGAGCAAUUUAGUGGCCGCAGUGGGAUUCAGGGUCUUGGUCAUCAGCGUUACAGACGGCUCGAUUAUACAGACUUUGAAAGGUCACAAAAGUGCAGUAUAUUGUGUUGCUUAUUCGAAUGAUGGGAAACGAUUUGCCAGCGGUGGAGCCGAUAAAAAUGUGAUAAUUUGGACUGAUAAUCUUCAAGGAAGCUUAAAAUACGUGCAUGGAGACUCGAUUCAGUGCUUGGCAUAUAACCCACAAUCUCAACAAUUGGCAAGUUGUUCUGUGAACGACUUUGGUUUGUGGACCCCAGAAAAGAAAAGUGUGGACAAACAUAAAGUUUCUGCCAAAAUAAAUGCUUGUUCUUGGACUUCGGAUGGUCUACAUUUAGCAUUAGGAUUAGGAAAUGGAACAGUCACAAUUAGAAAUAAGUCGGGUUCUGAAUAUGCCCGAUUUGAGAGACCAGGAGGGUCGUCUUCGCCCGUAUGGGGUCUUGCUUGGGGUAAAACCGUGGAGGAAGGAAAUGACAUGCUUUGCGUAGCAGAUUGGGGACAAACUCUUUCAUUUUACGACAUCCAAGGAAAACAGAUAAUGAAAGAUCGGGCCUUAGGAUUUGACCCGGUUCGUGUUGUCUACGCCCGGACCCAUCGUGACUGUGAAUACAUUAUUGUGGCUGGAUCCAACAAAGCUUGUACCAUUUUUACUCAAGAAGGCGUUAAGGUCACCUCCAUAACAGAACAAGAAUCCUGGGUUUGGGCGUGUUCAGUGAAGCCAGAUUCCCAAUGUCUGGUUGUUGGAACACAAGCCGGAGUCUUGACAUCCUAUGAAGUACAACUUUUGGUUGUCCAUGCAUUAUACAAAUCUUUAUAUGCAUUUAGGAUGAACAUGACUGAUGUGAUGGUCCAAAACUUGCUUAAAGAUCUAAGAACUCGCAUAAAAUGCCGAGAUGUGAUUAAGAAGUUGGCAAUAUUCAAGGAUUCUCUUGCAAUCCAGUUUGUGGACCGUGUGCUAAUCUACCAGAGGGAUGCCAAGGAGUUCAAGUACACUCUAAAGGACAAGAUUUCCCAAAGCUUUGAAUGUAGUUUGUUGGUAAUGUGCAGCGAGAAUGUGAUCUUGUGCCAGGAGAAGAAACUGCAGUGCUACAGCUUUCACGGAAUGAGACAAAGGGAAUGGGUCUUGAAUUCCCAUAUCCGCUACAUCCGCUCGGUUGGUGGGAUGCGAGGAAAAGAGGUUCUCUUGGCUGGGCUUAAAAACGGACAAGUGGUGAAAAUAUUUUUGGACAAUCCCUUUCCCAUUGACAUGGUGAAAGUUCCUCAGAGUGUGCGAUGCGUGGAUCUCAACUUGCUCCACUCCAAGAUUGCAGUUGUGGAUGAAAGCUCAACCCUUUUUGUUUAUGACUUGGUCAGCAAAGAACUUUUGUUCCAAGAACCAAGCGCUGUUUCCGUCUUUUGGAAUGCAUAUUGCGAUGAUUUACUUAGCUUCUCGGGUUUUGGUGUGCUGAAUAUUAAGGCGUCCAAUUUCCCAAUAUAUCAGCAGAAAAUGGCUGGUUUCGUAGUUGGAUUCUGUGGACACAAGCUAUUUUCGAUGCAAAACUCCUCAGUGGUUACUCUAGAAGUACCACUUUCUGCUCCAAUGUAUCAAUUCGUUCGAUAUGGAAUGUUCAGGGAAGCAUACAAGGUUGCUGCUCUUGGCGUCCCCAUCAAUGAUUUUAAAGCAUUGGGCUUGUCUGCACUGGAAGGCAUGGACUUUGACACGGCUCGGAAGUCAUUUGCUAGAACAAAAAGUCUCAAUUUUCUUCGACUGAUCGAAACAUACGAGGAUAAAGUGAAUGAGGAGUCUGGGCGAAAGAGUUUCCUCGCCGAUGUUUUGGCCCAUCAAGGAAGAUUUACAGAGGCAGCUCGACUAUACAGAGAAAACAACGAGGCCCAAAAAGCUGUGGCAAUGUAUGCAGACUUGCGAAUGUUUGACCUGGCUCAAGACUAUCUUUCAGAGGGAGAAUCGGCCAAUAAAAACCAGCUGCUUAAACGGAAGGCGGAAUGGGCUCAAAAGAUUAACGAGCCUAGAGCUGCUGCUGAAAUGUACUGGGCUGCUGGAGACAAAAUUCGGGCAGUACAAAUUAUGGGUGAAAACCAAUGGAUCGACAUGUUGCUCGAGACUGGGAGAAAGUUGGACAGAAGUGAUGGCGAAGCUUUAACGUUGUGUGGAGAGUACUUGAUGAAGUCUGGAGAAGCAUCCGCAGCGGCAGACAUGUAUCGAAGGGUUGGUGCAGUUGAGAAAGUUAUCGAGUUGCACGUGUAUGCCAAGAAUUGGACAGAAGUAUUCCACCAAGUGGAAAGACAUCCAAGUCUAAAAAAGGCUGCUUAUCUCCCAUAUGCCCAAUGGUUGGCUGAGAACGACAGAUUCACUGAAUGUCAAAAGGCAUUUCAUAUGGCUGGUUGUCCAGAGGAAGCAUUUUCCGUACUGGACCAACUAAUUCAGAACGCUGUGUUUGAGGAUAGAUAUCACGAUGCGGGAUAUUGCCAUUGGGUGCUUUCCAUGCAAUUUCUAGACCUUGCUGCAAACACGGAUGACCAGCGUUUGCAAAGGAUGCAGUUUGAAGCUUUCCAAAUUCAUCAAAAGAAAGCAGGAAUGUAUUACGCCUUCAAUUCGAUUCAUCGUUACACGGACCAACCUUUUACUCCAUUCAUGCCUGAGGCGUUGUUCAAUAUUGCUAAGUUUUUGAUGCACGAAUUGAUGACAGAGACAGAUUUACCAAUUUCAAAAUUUCAUGUUCUGUACACUCUUGCAAAACAAGCUCGAACGCUGAAUGCAUUCAAACUGGCUCGACACGUUAUUGAGCGCCUCAAAAGGAUAAAUAUCCCACGAAAUUUGCGAGAUGGUCUGAAAAGUUUGAUCCUGAGUUCUUACGGAGACAAGUUUAGUGACAAUGAAGACCAGCUUCCAAUGUGCUAUCGUUGCUCGACCACUAAUCCCCUCCUAAAUCCGAGAGGAAACAGUUGCAUCACGUGUAAUCACUCGUUCGUCUUCUCCUUUGUCUCCUUUGAGGUUCUACCAGUUGUUGAAUUUGAAAUUGCGUCGGAUAUAACCGAUGAAGAGGCGAUUGGACUGAUUGGCUCAAGACCUUCCCAUUCUGCAAAAUCCCAUAAACUGAAAUCCAAAGUAGGUGAUAAUGCCGGAGGAAAAUGGAGAGAAGAAAUUCAGACGGACUCAAAUGUCCAAGUCCUUCAGUUUAACGAAGAUAACGACGAAGAAGAAGAAUUUGGCACCAGUCUCACAGACCCGUUUUCUAAAGCUGGCCAAGUGGGUGGGGCUGCCUCGGGUGACAGGUUGGAUUUCAACAAAGUGGUUCUUGGAAAAGCAGAGCUCCGUUCUUUGGAUCCCACCGAAGUCAUUGUUUGUAAAUGGCCACCACCUCUUCGGUACAAGUUUCAUAAAAACCUCAUGCCCGAAGUAAUGAGCAUAUCCACCUGCCACAAAUGUUUCAAGAUGUUCCAUACGGACGACUUUGUGCUCCAAGUUCUACAAAAAGGCCACUGUCCAUUCUGUCGGUCUCCUCCAGCAUCGUCUGAAAAACCACCAUCGUCAGACUCGACUACAGCAGCAGUUUAGUCGUGGAUUAUUUUUUUUUUGCAGAAACCUUCUCAAGAACUAUAUUUCAACAGUUGUGACAAAUAAGUAUUCCCAAAGUUUAUUCUUUCCUAAGAAAUGAGAUAAAAGUUUAUUGACUAAAACGUCAGCAGAA